Messenger RNA from Eutrema salsugineum, 840 nucleotides. RefSeq names its product 60S ribosomal protein L18-3. Lineage: Eukaryota; Viridiplantae; Streptophyta; Magnoliopsida; Brassicales; Brassicaceae. The coding region runs from base 86 to 649 and encodes 187 amino acids. The record is from RefSeq and is a predicted model, not a curated record. Gene Ontology annotation, cellular component: ribosome; cytosolic large ribosomal subunit. Gene Ontology annotation, molecular function: structural constituent of ribosome; RNA binding. Gene Ontology annotation, biological process: translation. The transcript has 5 exons.
GCGAGCGAGCUUGCUCCUAUAAAUUCAUAAACCCUAAUAUCAUUUUCGUCUUGCUUCCCUAGCAGUCACUCGACAGCACAAAGCCAUGGGUAUCGAUCUUAUCGCAGGAGGUAAGAGCAAGAAAACCAAAAGGACAGCUCCAAAGUCCGACGAUGUCUACCUCAAGCUUCUCGUCAAGCUCUACCGGUUUUUGGUAAGGAGAUCUGGAAGCAAGUUCAAUGCUGUGAUACUGAAGAGGCUUUUCAUGAGCAAAGUCAACAAGGCUCCUCUUUCUCUCUCUCGGCUCGUCACUUUCAUGAAGGGCAAGGAGGGUAAGAUUGCUGUGUUGGUUGGAACUAUAACCGAUGAUUUGAGAAUUCACGAGAUUCCUGCCAUGAAGGUUACUGCCUUGAGGUUUACAGAGAGGGCUAGGGCUAGGAUUGAGAAAGCUGGUGGAGAAUGCUUAACCUUUGACCAGCUUGCCCUUAAAGCUCCAUUGGGCCAGAACACGGUUCUACUUAGAGGACCUAAGAACUCGCGUGAGGCAGUGAAGCACUUUGGUCUUGCUCCUGGUGUGCCACACAGUAACACUAAGCCCUAUGUUAGGUCUAAGGGAAGGAAGUUUGAGAAAGCUAGAGGAAGGCGAAAGAGUCGUGGAUUCAAGGUCUAAGAAAUAUCUGCUGUUUCCGAAGUUGUGUUGUUUCGUUAUGAUUGGCUUCAGAAUCGAAGUUUUGCUAGAGAACACUAUGCUUCCUCUUUGCCUGUUUCAGACAUUGUUUCAAGUUUCCUGUUUUUCUGUUUUAAUCGACUUUUAAAUGUUUUGCCUAAUACAUUUUUAAUUUACUAGUACCACAAAAGCCU